Molecule: messenger RNA, 1070 nt
Organism: Sinocyclocheilus rhinocerous
Lineage: Eukaryota; Metazoa; Chordata; Actinopteri; Cypriniformes; Cyprinidae
Product: nucleolar and coiled-body phosphoprotein 1-like
Exons: 3
Coding region: 113-382 (89 amino acids)
Cellular component (GO): nucleolus; nucleoplasm
Source: RefSeq, a predicted model, not a curated record
CCUUAAGCACUAUUGUAAACCACUCGCAUAUUGUUUUUCCGGUUCUCUCCUCUGAUCGCAGGCACAAAGAGCAAAAAAAAGGGCAAAGAGGAAGAAACGACAACACCCAAGAAUGAAAUCACCACAUCCACACCUCAGACUUUUCCCAGAACCAAACAGAAGAGUAAGAGACGAGGAAAUUGAGCUGGACCCCCGCCUGACAAACAAUUCAUUCGAUGCAAAGAUGGGAGCCAACGGUGACUGGGGCCAGAAAGCCAACAACGUGCUUAAAUUUACCAAAGGCAAAUCUUUCCGGCAUGAGAAGACCAAGAAGAAGCGUGGCAGUUAUAGAGGCGGUGCAAUCUCCACCUCAGUGAACUCCAUUAAGUUUGACAGCGACUGAGAUUGCAGAUUGCAAACUAAAUGAACCUCUGAACUAUAUCUGUAUCCGUCUUUCGCGUUUGGGGCUAUAUCAGCUCUAAAAAGCACUGUUUUGAGCCGUCUACCCUCUGUUCCUGCACAGCUGACACCGUUCUGCUAUGUGUUGGACACUGACUGAAGGCGGCAGGAAUAGAGGGCUUGGUGAGGUGUAUGGCUGUCAUUUUUCUACACUCUAUCUUUCAUGCAGUUAGACACCGCAUGGUGGCGCCAAGUCAUUGCGUUUAGGUUUUUUUCAUUAGUUUAAAUGUAAAAUAUGGUUUUGGCUUUACUGUAAAAUGUUUCUUAAAGUUGGCUUGACAAAUUAUAUACGGUUGUCCUAACAGGUAAUUUGUUAAUAUAAUAAGAAAAUCACUCCGUCAUUUCUAGUAUGUGUUAAUGAAAUGUCAAUAUGGUUGCGUUAACAUUUUAUGAGCCUGUGUAUCUUGAGCCUGGUGAUUUGUCUUAUUUGAAGAAGAAGCUGUGUUGUUAAUGACUCCGCCCACUUCUGUUUGACAGACACUGGGAGACCACCCUUAAAAUAACACCUGAAUCGUCAUCGUUCGGUUUUAGUUUUAAUAUUUUAUGGUUUCAUAUGUUACGCAGGAUUUUGUAAUUUGGUCUCCUUUAUGAUCAGUCUUAUAACUGUAAUUAAAACAUGGACUGAAACUCAA